Python bivittatus (Burmese python) is the source of this 4018-nucleotide messenger RNA. The record is from RefSeq and is a predicted model, not a curated record. Lineage: Eukaryota; Metazoa; Chordata; Lepidosauria; Squamata; Pythonidae.
GAAUAUUGACACUCUGAUUGUGGAUGUCUACCCCGUCCUGGACACACCCUCCAAGCAGGUGAUCUGGCAGUUCAUCUACCAGCUGCUAACGUACGAGGAGCAGGGCCACUGCCAGCAGAAGAUUGCCAGGUUCCUUGGCUAUAAGUCUUUGGCAAGUGGGCCAUCCGAUCCGGCCAUAGCCGAGCCCGAAGUGGACGAACAGCCCCGGAGCUCCCUACGGACUGGCCCAGGGGGCUGGAGGAGUCUGCAUGGCCAUAGCCCCAAGGACAGGGAACCCAGGGGUUCCAGUGAGGCCGCUGAGAUGCCAGGCCGUUUAGCUCCUGGGGAGCGUCAAGCAGGUGAUGGAACUUCUCUUCCAGAGACUCCCAACCCCCAAAUGAUGUCGGCAGUCUACGCCGAACUGGAAAGCCGCCUGACUGCUGGUUUGGGAGGGAAGCUGAGCCACCUGCCUGUGUGUCGGGCAUCGUCCCUGGUUCCAGAGCCAGCAGGCGCCCGAAAAUCAGGCCUGGCUAUUUCCUGGCAGAACGAUCCUGCUCUGCAGCCUGGCUAUUACUGCUCGCCUGGUGGCCUCCCUUCCCCCAGCAGCACAGACUCGAACCCCUACGUCAGCCUGGACAGCAGCCCCGCCUGGUCCCCUAAGCUGAGCCCCCCAUCGCGCCGGAGGAAGCUCUUCACCUUCUCGCGGCCACCGCGCAGCGGGGACACCGACCGCUUCCUGGACGCGCUGAGCGAGCAGCUGGGGCAUCGGAUCACCCUGGUGGACGACUUCCUCACCCCCGAGAACGAUUAUGAGGAGAUGAGUUUCCACGAUGACCAGGGCAGCUACGUCGCCAAUGACCAGAGCAGUGCCAGCGAGGGCUUGAGCAGCAGCGAAGGGAGUUCCCUGACUUACUCCAUCUUGUCGGACCACGUCCCCCCGCCUCCAGUCAGCCCGCCCCCCGGGCCCCCACAGCCCCAUGACGCAAGGAGAAGCCCAGGGCCCCGGGGGCUGCCCAGAGCAGUUCCUCCUGCCCCCGCCCCACCGCCNCCUCCCCCUCCUCCCCCAAUGCCCUGUGUGCCCCCCGCAAUGCUGCAAGGCGUCGCUCAGCGCAGGAGCGAGUCCAAGCACAUGAGCGUCAAGCGGCUGCGCUGGGAGCAGGUGGAAAACUCCGAAGGCACCAUCUGGGGGCAGCUCGGGGAGGAUUCGGACUAUGACAAACUGAGUGACAUGGUCAAGUACCUGGACCUAGAGCUGCACUUUGGCACCCAGAAGCCAGCGAAGCCAAGCCCCUUGCCGGAGCCCCUUAAAAAAAGGCACGUGGUUGAGAUUCUGUCACACAAGAAGGCCUACAACACAGCCAUCCUGAUUGCUCACCUCAAGCUCUCCCACAUUGAGCUGCGCCAAAUCCUCCUGAGCAUGGAGAGCGACCGCUUGGAAGCCUCCCACAUCAAGCAGCUGCUGCUUUAUGCGCCAGAUGCUGAGGAGGAGCAGCGCUUCCAUGGCUACCAGGGUGACCCCGGCAAGCUGAGCGAGCCGGACCAGUUUGUCCUGCAGAUGCUUUUGGUGCCUGAAUAUAAAACCCGCCUGUGCAGCCUUCACUUCAAGACUACCCUGCAGGAGAAGGUGGAGGAGAUCACCGCCAGCUAUGAGUGCAUCUACAACGCUUCCCUGGAACUGAAGAACAGCAAGAAACUGGCAAAGAUCUUGGAGUUUGUACUGGCCAUGGGGAACUACUUAAACCACGGGCAACCCAAAACCAACAAAACAACCAGCUUUAAAAUCAACUUCCUCACAGAGCUGAACAUGACAAAAACAGUUGAUGGGAAAUCCACUUUUCUGCAUAUUCUUGCCAAAUCACUUAGCCAACAUUUCCCAGAACUCCUGGGCUUUGCCAAGGAUUUACCCACAGUGCCACAUGCUGCCAAAGUGAAUCAGAGAACAUUAACAGCUGACCUCAGUGACCUUCAUCACACCAUCAAUGAGAUUGAGAUCGCCUGCCAGAAUAUGGUGCCUUCAUCACCUGAGGACAGAUUUGUGCCUGUGAUGGAUGCUUUCCUGGAGAGCGCAGAUCCCACCGUACGGUCCCUUGGUGAUCUCCAGCAUAAAGCCAUGGAGGAAUUCAGGAAGGUCUUAUCCUUCUUUGGGGAAGACUCCAAGGUCACAACUUCUGAAGGAUUUUUUGGCAUUUUUGCUGAGUUCAUGAGCAAAUUUGAGCGGGCCUUCAGUGAUGUGCAGGCCAGCGAGCUCCCAUGCAGCCCGAAGAUGGCCCUCCCCCCUUGCCUGGUGUCCGGACAGUUCAAGUGAGGAUGCCGCACGGUGCUUUCUUGCCCACAGAGCGCAGCUGCUUCUGGUCCAGUCCGGCCGUCAGCACAAAGCAGUUCACCCCAGCAUGGAAGAAGCACUGCUGGAGACCAGCAGAGGGACAAUCUCUGUGGAAAUUGUGUCUCCAAAAAAGAGAGAGGGGCUGGCUGCAGAUUUCUAAAAACUUCUCCACUCCAGAGACGUUUCUCUUUUCCACAGGGAUAUUCCUUGGUUUGGUAAACCUGCGUGCUAGAAUGAAUCCAAGAUGUCAAGAGGCAUGGGCAAAGCUGGGCUUUCUUUCCUCCCACUUUUUAUGGCCUUUCUGAAAGUUCCUUAUUUCAGGGAGCUGUAACCAAGUCUGCAUAUGGCAUUUGGGAGCAGCCAACCAGUUCAGGGGCUGCCAUUUCUGCAGUUCCCUGGGAAACGCUGAGUGCCCCAAAACAAAGGCAGGCUUGGACUGGUGGCAUGAUGGACCCUUUGCCGCAAGAGAAACUGACCUGCCCCCUCUUCUCCCUCCUGGUCUCAAGGCGUCUGUGCCUGUGGUUGCAAACAUAGCCAGCAAGUCUUAACCUCUUGUUCCAGGCGGUUCUCUUGCGAAAGUAGAUUCCUAAAUGAAAUGAUCCAUGCAGGCUGGGUUAAAUGCAGGAUGGCAGCAAAAGCGGAGAAGCCCCCUAACCCAGCCCAAUACCUGUUCAGCAGAAGCUCUGAUGCCUGUUCCACACCCACUUCUGCUCUCCUGGUCAAAUAGAGGGGAACAAAGUAGCUUAUAUUUUGUGUUAGUUACUUUAUUUGCUAGUUUGCUGUCUCACCAUUCCUCCAGGAGCUCAAGGCAGCUUGUGUGAGGAAUGCCAGUCAUUUUAUCCCCAAGCAGUGACCCUGUGAAGGAAGUGGAGCUAGAAGACCCAGUGAGUUUCAUGGAUAAGGGUGGACUUAAACCUGCAUCUCCCCAGUCCUAGUCUAGCAUCUGAACACCAUAGUGGUUAAGAUCUGGAUUGUGGCAAGCUUCCCUCUGAUUAGCAAAGAGCGAGCUGAUUGCUGCAGGCAAUCAUUAGGCCAGGGAGAUGCUCCAGUCAGUUGGGUUCCCCCAGUGAGUGUCCAGUCAAGCCUUUCCCUUAACCCCUUAGUGGAGAUUAUUUGAGCUGGAAAUGAAAAGCAGACCUCCUCUGAUACCAGUGCAGCAUCUCCUUGCCCAUCCACCAUGGCAGAAGCUCUGCCCUACCUUAUCUGCCCUUGAGAUCAGAAGCAGUGAAUUCACCGUGGCAUGGGCAAAACCAAGACUGUCAACAAUGCUGGGCCUUAGUGGGCGCUGGCCCACCAUUCGUCUUGUUUAAAUAAAAAUCCCAGUCCAAUCAUACCUUGCUGGGCAUUCUUCAUUCACUGCUUGGUGCCAGGUAGCCCCUUCCUUACGUAAACAAAUGACUUGGGCUUUUCGUUUGAGGUUUAUUUUGAAGUGUCACUCACAUUGGCCCUCCUUGUCCUGGAUGAUACGUACGGAGCUCAGCUCAUAUUUUCAAAGAGCUGCAAUUAAGUAUUUUGAGGUUAUUUCAUGACGAUGACAAUGAUCGUCCCUUCUUGUAACUUGUAAUUUGGCAAGACCGUGGGGAGGGGCUAAGCUCUUCAUUUCAAGACGCUAUUUUCUUGUGAUGUUUUUCAAAGACCGAAGAUUGCAGCUGAGAACUGUGUAUAGAUGUGAGAACUGUGUCUCUGUACAAAUCUUUAUUAAGCUAUCAUGUAAUA